UGCGCUACACUCUUCUACCCUCAUUUUUCUUAAAAUACAAGAAAUAUAUUUCCGGUCAUGUGAUCUGCUUUUCCUCCAUAUUGUGGGCAGUACGCAAUAUUGGUAACGGUGCAGAUAUAGUUGCCAGUCUCAGAAAAUAUGAAUUCUGCAAAGAAAUUGCUCCAGCUUGGACAGCUAAGUGCAAGACAGUUCUGUACCUCACAGGCUCACAUGUCAGCUGGGAGAAAGGUGGCUGAUUAUAGCAAACUGAAAGCAAAGCAGGCAAAGUUUCAGGUUAAUGAUGGUAAACUAAUACACUUGAAAGGUGGCGCUAUAGAUAGGCUUUUGUAUCAACUGACGGUGGCCAUUUGUGUAAUAGGAGUGGGUCUGAGUGGGAAGUUUUUGUAUGAGUUGUCUUUCCCAAAGAAAGCUUGAACUCUGUACUAAUAUAUUCACUCAUAGUACAAAAUGUAAGUAAUGAACAUAGUAAAUGAUAUGUUGCCAUUGUAAUUUCAUGAAGAAACUAGAUUCUCUACAUAUUACUUACUCACCCGAUUGUUCAGGGAACACGCAGUGAUUAUUGUGUGUACUCUAUUGGUGUUAAAAUAAAAACUGUGCCUAAUAUUUACAAA
This is a messenger RNA of Zootermopsis nevadensis, 611 nucleotides long. RefSeq names its product Cytochrome c oxidase subunit 7A. Gene Ontology annotation, biological process: mitochondrial electron transport, cytochrome c to oxygen; mitochondrial respirasome assembly; regulation of oxidative phosphorylation. Gene Ontology annotation, cellular component: respiratory chain complex IV. NCBI's taxonomy places the organism in Eukaryota, Metazoa, Arthropoda, Insecta, Blattodea, Termopsidae. The record is from RefSeq and is a predicted model, not a curated record.